AGAAGUGAAGUAAACAACAAGAAAAUAUGAUCUAAGAGUGUUGAGGAUGUUAAUCUGAAAUUAAUUACUGAAGAACGGCAAUUACAGAUGUCUUCUUAUAGAAAGAGAAUUUUGGAGAGGGAGAAAAAGGAAGAAUCGUCAGAUGAAGAGGAUGACUACGUACCCUAUGUUCCUCUAAAGCAAAGGAAGAAAGAGAAGAUAACUGAUGCAGAGAAAAGGUUGGGUCGUGUCAAAACACUAAAAGAAGAGAGCCAGAAGGAUAGCACUAAUGAAGAAUCCGAAGGUCAGCUGGAAGAGGAAGGAGAAAGGAAUGAUGGGGAACAAGAUCCAGGGAUCCUCUCAAAAGUCAGCUUACUGGAUCAGCAUAGCGAACUCAAGAAAAAGGCUGAGGCUAAGAAAGAAACAGCCAAGGAAAAAAUGUUGAAAGAAGAGGAAAGGAUUUUGGAGAGUGUGGCAGAAAAGAAAGCUUUAAUGGGUGUGGCGGAGUUAGCCAAGGGAAUUCAGUAUUAUCAUCCGAUUAAGACUGGGUGGCGACCACCCAGAUGUAUACUGAAGCUCCCAGAGUCAUACCAUGAGAAGGUGAGGAAGAAACGUCACAUCCUGGUUGAGGGAGAGGACCUCCCCCCUCCCAUCAAAACCUUUAAAGAGAUGAAGUUCCCCAAAGCAAUCCUCUCAGGACUGAAGAAGAAGGGGAUCAUUACCCCCACUCCUAUCCAGAUACAGGGUCUCCCCACCGUAUUACUGGGUCGUGACAUGAUUGGAAUUGCUUUCACUGGUUCUGGUAAAACUCUGGUGUUCACAUUACCUAUUGUAAUGUUUGCUUUGGAGCAGGAGAAAAAAUUACCCUUUAUCAAAAAUGAGGGACCAUAUGGGCUGUGCAUCUGCCCGUCGCGUGAGUUGGCGAGACAGACCAAUGAGAUUAUAGAGUACUACUUCAAAUGUCUGGCUGAUGAUGGCUUCCCUCAGCUGAGAAGUGUUUUGUGUAUUGGAGGAAUGUCUGUUAAAGACCAGAUGGAAGCCAUCAAAAGGGGUGUUCACAUCAUGGUGGCUACUCCUGGGCGCUUGAUGGACAUGCUGGAUAAAAAAAUGGUUACCUUGGAUAUCUGUCGUUACCUAGCAAUGGAUGAAGCUGACAGGAUGAUUGACAUGGGAUUUGAGGAAGACAUCAGAACCAUCUUCUCUUAUUUCAAGGGGCAAAGACAAACUCUGUUAUUCUCAGCUACAAUGCCAAAGAAGAUCCAGAACUUUGCCCGCAGUGCCUUGGUGAAACCUGUGACCAUUAAUGUGGGAAGAGCGGGAGCUGCCAGCCUGGACAUCACACAGGAAGUAGAAUACGUCAAACAGGAAGCUAAGAUGGUGUACAUUCUGGAAUGUCUGCAGAAGACUCCUCCUCCAGUGUUAAUAUUUGCUGAGAAGAAACAAGACGUUGAUGCUAUACAUGAAUACCUGCUACUGAAAGGUGUAGAGGCUGUGGCCAUCCACGGUGGAAAAGAUCAGGAGGACAGAACCAGAUCAGUGAACCAGUUUAGGAGUCGUGAGAAGGAUGUGCUGGUGGCGACUGAUGUAGCCUCUAAAGGACUAGAUUUCCCAGAUAUCCAGCAUGUCAUUAAUUAUGACAUGCCAGAGGACAUUGAGAAUUAUGUCCAUAGAAUUGGUAGAACUGGUCGCUGUGGAAACAGGGGAACAGCUACAACAUUCAUCAACAAAGGAGUUGAGGAGUCCAUCUUACUGGAUUUAAAACAUUUGCUAAGAGAAGCAAAGCAAAAGAUACCCCCCUUUCUGGCCAACAUGCAGUCAGAAAAUGAAAAGUACCUGGACAUUGGAGGAGAGGUUGGUUGUUUAUACUGUGGUGGAUUGGGACAUCGUAUUGCAGACUGUCCUAAACUGGAGGCUAUCCAGACUAAACAAGCCCAGAACAUUGGUCGCCGUGACUACCUGGCUCACAGUAGUGCCGAUUACUAAACAUAGUAAAGGAUUGCUACCAUAUUUUUAAUGAAGGACUAGUUCUUUAAGAAGCAGGAUAACAGAUGCAAUCUUCAUGUAAAGAAGCAAAUCUAGUAGAGAGUUCAUAGAACCUACAUAAAAAAAAACAACAAAGGAUUCCAAGGUUCUACAG
Molecule: messenger RNA, 2116 nt
Organism: Saccostrea echinata
Lineage: Eukaryota; Metazoa; Mollusca; Bivalvia; Ostreida; Ostreidae
Product: probable ATP-dependent RNA helicase DDX41
Exons: 15
Coding region: 88-1962 (624 amino acids)
Biological process (GO): mRNA splicing, via spliceosome
Cellular component (GO): spliceosomal complex
Molecular function (GO): RNA binding; RNA helicase activity; ATP binding
Source: RefSeq, a predicted model, not a curated record